AUGUCUGGAUCAAGUAUAUUGCGGUAUCCAAUCGUUCAUGGGUAUCGUCUAGGUGAAGAGAUUGGAGGUGGAGGCUUUUCCAAAGUCUUUCGAGCCUUCAACGACAUCUCUGGCAAGGUCGCAGCUUGCAAAGUUGUCAAUCUAUUUAUCUCGCCUUCGAUUGGAUACGGCACGCCGAAUGUCAAGGAACUCCAGAAGGAGGUACAGGUUCAUAAAUCUCUUUCGAAGCAUGAGUACAUCCUGGAAUUCAUACAUUCCGAAGUCGUAGUCAAAGAAAAAGAGGAUGAUGGUUGGGUCCCUGGUCUAUACAUGGUCUUAGAACUUGCCAUUGGUGGUGACCUAUUCGAUAAGAUAGCUCCUGACGUUGGUAUCCCUGACGACCUGGCGAACUUUUACUUUGCUCAGAUGGCAUCCGGUAUAGAAUUCAUCCAUCAGAGGGGUAUCGCUCAUCGUGAUCUCAAACCUGAGAAUCUUCUGCUAGCUGCCAACGGGAAUCUCAAGAUCUCAGACUUUGGACUCUGCGCAGUGUUCAAGCACAAAGGCAAGACGAGACUGCUCAGUGGACGAUGUGGAAGUCUCCCGUAUGUCGCGCCGGAGCUUGGCGGACCAUCUGGAACAGGGUAUCGAGCUGAGCCCGUGGAUAUCUGGGGGAUGGGUGUCGUCCUCUAUACAAUGCUGUUUGGCAACACUCCUUGGGAUGAGCCUUCAGAUAACAGCCCAGAGUUUCGCGCGUAUCUCACUGGCGAACUCCUGCAGUAUGAGCCGUGGACAAGGAUACGAGGAUCCGCAAUGGCCAUGCUCUUAGCGCUAUUGACGGUAGAUCCUGCACGUCGGAUUACGAUGCAGCAAAUCAAGGCCCACCCCUGGUGUAUGACAUCCAGUCAACUGACAAGAGCCCAGAUGGGCGACGCCCUGACUGCGGGUAUGAGGUCCACAGGAAUGAUGACCAUCGCGGAUCCGACCUUCGCUUCUCAAGCUUCACAAGCCUACGCCGCCAACCGAUCACAAAGGAUCGCUAGUGGCAGUCAAUGGGCCAGUCAGCUGAAUCCUCAAGAAUCACAGUUCCUUCGAGCUACCGGUAACAUCACUCAAGGUGGAGAUUUCAACAAUAUCACAACCCGAUUUUGGCUCUCGAUAAGCUGUCCAGAUGCCGUCGAACUGCUUACUUCCUACCUCGAAGCAGACCUUGGCAGCAACUCUGUAUCAGCAGAGCGGCGAAGCAACGGGGCCGAUGUCAAGGUUCAAAAGGCAGCCGGCGCGAAAAGUGUAGCCGGGACGUUCCAGAUCAGAGGAGACGACAGUCUAAUGGAGGCGAAGACUAUGGUCGUAAUGCGUAGAGGCAAGGGCUCAAUACUGCACUGGAAGGCGUUCUGGUGGAGUGUCGUCAGGGAUAAGCGCUUGCUGCCCUAUGUUGUCAAAGGAGAUUAG
Kockovaella imperatae is the source of this 1428-nucleotide messenger RNA. RefSeq names its product kinase-like domain-containing protein. Gene Ontology annotation, molecular function: protein serine/threonine kinase activity; ATP binding. NCBI's taxonomy places the organism in Eukaryota, Fungi, Basidiomycota, Tremellomycetes, Tremellales, Cuniculitremaceae. Gene Ontology annotation, biological process: intracellular signal transduction; protein phosphorylation. The record is from RefSeq and is a predicted model, not a curated record. The transcript is spliced from 11 exons. Bases 1 to 1428 code for a protein of 475 amino acids.